Abrus precatorius (Indian licorice) is the source of this 382-nucleotide messenger RNA. RefSeq lists its product as uncharacterized. NCBI's taxonomy places the organism in Eukaryota, Viridiplantae, Streptophyta, Magnoliopsida, Fabales, Fabaceae. The transcript has 2 exons. The coding region runs from base 20 to 235 and encodes 71 amino acids. The record is from RefSeq and is a predicted model, not a curated record.
GCAUAUAUAUUUCCCAAACAUGAAGGCCAUUCUUAUUGCAUUCUUACUGUUGGCUACUGUUAUUUUCCUUCCCAGUUUAACACUUGCUCGAGAACUGAAGGCAACAGAGGUGUUUAAUAAUGGGGACCCUCAAAAACCUGCUAUUAAGUGUGACCCUAAUAAGUCUUACAGGAGUUGCUUACCGCCGAAAGCAGCACCGAAAGCAACAUGUAAUCCAUACUCGCGUAAUUGCUGAUCAACAUCGAUCAAAUUCACAAAUUGGGAGAUCAGAAGAUAUAAUAAUGCAUGGAGUUUUCGAGGGGAGAAGUUCUUCUUACCCAAAAGUAUCAAUAAACUUUAGUUUUAAAUUGUAGGUGUUACUACUUUUUAACGCUUCCUGUGU